GGCCUCAGGGCCUGCAGGGCCUCCAGCGCCAUGCCUCUCCUCUGCGUGCUGCUGCGCGGCCGCCUGCAGGCCGCUCUGCUCCGCGGGCGUGCGCUCGGGUCCGCGCGGAGCUGGAGCUGCCGAGGAAGCCGAGGAGCCCCGGCCGGAAACGCGCGGGCUGGGCCGGGAGCGCGCGCUGACGCCGCGGCCGUCUCUGCCUCCAAGAGGGCUCGAGCGGAGGAUGGCACUUCUCUGCGCUUCGUGCGGCUCUCGGAGCACGCCACGGCGCCCACCCGCGGGUCCGCGCGCGCUGCCGGCUACGACCUGUUCAGUGCCUAUGAUUAUACAAUAUCACCCAUGGAGAAAGCCAUUGUGAAGACAGACAUUCAGAUAGCUGUUCCUUCUGGGUGCUAUGGAAGAGUAGCUCCACGUUCUGGCUUGGCUGUAAAGCACUUCAUAGACGUAGGAGCUGGUGUCAUAGACGAGGACUACAGAGGAAACGUUGGGGUUGUGCUGUUUAACUUUGGGAAAGAGAAGUUUGAAGUGAAAAAAGGUGAUCGGAUUGCGCAGCUCAUCUGUGAGCGGAUUUCUUAUCCAGACUUAGAGGAAGUGCAGGCCCUGGAUGACACUGAGAGAGGCUCAGGAGGCUUCGGCUCCACGGGGAAGAAUUAGAACUUUGCUGGAAGUAUCAACACUGGAAACCAGAAGCUUUAACUUCGGAAGCAUUUGGUGUUCUAGGAAUGCAGGAAAGGAGACUUCUAUCACAUCACAUUGGAACGAUUCUGUUCCCUGGUUGAUGGUCACCUGUAAGUCUGUACUGUGAGCAUGGCAUUGACAUGCAGACUUGGUAAAACCCAGGGUACAGUUAGAUUUUUUGUUAUUGUUGUAUUAUUUAAAUUAUAGCUUUCCAAAAACUGUUUUUGAUCGUAAUUGCUGUAUCACUUGUAUUUUUUUUUUUACCCAAUAAAGUUGUCUUUUAGCAGAUACGAUUUUACAUAAGCUGACUGAAGAACAUGGAGGCUGAGUCAGGAGGAUUGCAGUGACUUAGGCUAGCCUGGGCUAGUAUGAGAUGCUGUCUAAGGAAAGAGGGUAGUGUUAAAAGUUACUCCUUGUUCUCUGCACUGGUGCUGUGUGACACUGGAACUUAGAAGAUCUACUCACCCCAGAUUUUGAACCCACAAAAGUACAAUUUAGAGUUUAUGGUACUGUGGGGGAGGGACUACAAACAGGAGCGGAAAUGACUUAAAUGUAUCACUGAAAGCCUGCCCACCCAGCAUGGUGACUGCUCCUUAAAGCUGUGAACCUGGAGCACACCGCGCAGCCUCCAGGCCGCUCUGUGGAUCCUGAGUGCCUCAGUAGGGCCUCACCCUGUGUGACUUUUCCAGCAGUUUCCUGCCCGACACCACUGUCUGCCACCCUGAUUGCUUCCCCUCACAGUCCCACUGUCUGUGAAUAGAAAUCUUAAAGGCCAAACGAAAGUUAGUAUUAGCUACAGAUUUAGGAGUGUCGGAAGAUAAAACUAUGCAAGGCAUGCCAUCCUUCAAUUGAUAAUGUAAUCUGCCGCUGGACAUUUCGGCUUUUUCUGCUAGUGUAAACAAAUCAACUGCCCCGCCCCGCCCUGCCACCAGGUAAUUGACCUGAUCAUUUUAGCUGAGAAAUGCACUCUUUAUCAUCCUAAGAAAGGCUGGCUUGGCUAUCUUCCCCAAACAGAAAAUAAAAUAAGUUUGUGUUCCGAACUUCCCCAUUUGGAGGCUGACUGUGUGUACACAGGUGUCCUGUUGCUUUUUCUAAUAAGAAAAGAAAACAGAAAAGGCAUAAAUUAAAAUUUUAGAGGUUACUUCAAGAAGUAUAUGUUUUAAAGGUGUCUAUUUGAAACUACGUGGUUAAAUUGGGGAGUUUUUUUUUUUUCCUGUAAUUUAGCAGGUCUAAAGGAAUAAGUCUAGUAUCUAUAUAAGGCUAUAGACAAAUUAAGACUGUCUUGGUCCUAAUUUAAAAAUGAGUUUCUGGGGGUAGGAAAGAUAGCAUAGUGGUUAUUGCCUCAUGGUUUACCUCCUGCUGAGAUUUCAUUGAGCACAUGAAUAUAUGCAAUACAGAGAGACACAAAUGUAACUAUUUUUAAUUCUCUUGGAAAAGACACUGUUGGGCUUGGUAAAUUCUUUUUCUUUUUUGUACUGUCUAUAAAUGUUCAAAAACAUGGUUCAGGAAAAA
Molecule: messenger RNA, 2187 nt
Organism: Mus caroli (Ryukyu mouse)
Lineage: Eukaryota; Metazoa; Chordata; Mammalia; Rodentia; Muridae
Gene: Dut
Product: deoxyuridine triphosphatase
Biological process (GO): dUTP catabolic process; dUMP biosynthetic process
Molecular function (GO): magnesium ion binding; dUTP diphosphatase activity
Source: RefSeq, a predicted model, not a curated record